AAACAGAUCAAGAUCGCAUCCGGGCGCGCGGGCGCGGCUCCGCGCAGAGUUAUUCCCAGAGCGCGGCGCGCGGCGAGGGCGGGGGCGAGCGGGCGCCGCGCUCAGUGUGUCGGCGCGCGCCGCCGCCGCCAUGGGCAACCACCAGUCCGCCUCACACUACGUCCACAAGCCCAGCAAGAACGUGCGCUGGAAAACCGCAGGACGGCCUGCAACCCCAGGAAAGCCAGAUAUUAUACCUAUACUAUCGGAUGAGGAGCCGAAUUCGAUCACGUUAAAAUGGGCACCGGCGGCACACGACGGAGGCGCGCCGCUGCUGGGCUAUCAAGUGGAGUGCAACCGCCUGGGCGCCCCCGACUGGAUCCGCACGGCGCCACCCGUCGUGCUGCGGCCCGAGCUGGUGCUCACCGGCUUGGAGCCGCCCUACCGCUACCAGUUCCGCGUCGCAGCGCUCAACGCCGUCGGCCGCUCCGACUACAGCGACCUAUCCGAUGUGCUCACUGUCAGCUCCGACCGACUUCCUCAUGAACCACCGCUUUUCCUUCAACAUUUAGAGGAUUUGACCGUUCUUGAAAAUGAUAAAACAGAAUUCCGAGUCGCUUUCUCUGGUACACCUCCACCAACUAUAGCUUGGUUCAAGGAUGAUUAUGAGAUUUUCAGCAGUCGAAGAACGGCGAUCACUACGAGCGAUUCUACGAGUGUUCUUGUCUUCCAUCAAACGUUACCUAGCGAUGAAGGUGAAAUAAAAUGCACAGCAACAAAUCGCAGUGGACACGCGGUUACAAAAGCCCGAUUAUCACUGGAAGCAGCACCGAAGUUACGCUACCCGCGUCAAUACGAGGAUGGAUUGUUAUACGAAAUUAACGAAACCGUAUUCUUGAAAACUACGAUAGUUGGGAAACCAACACCUACAGUAGAAUGGCGACAUGACGGUCAACCCAUAGUGGUAGACGACCGAGUUGAGAUUUCGAAUACUUCAAAAUUUUCGAUGCUCAAAAUACAUUCAGCACGACGAAGCGACCGAGGGGAAUAUCAGAUUCAUGCGAAAAACAGCAUCGGUGAGGACACCGCAGCUUUCCUAGUGACGAUAACGGCACCACCAGACCCUCCGCAGCGAGUGUCGGUAGCACGGCAGGUCGACAAGUCCGUCACACUGGAUUGGGAGCCGCCCGAGGACGACGGCGGUUGUCGCAUUGGGAAUUAUGUGGUGGAGUAUUAUCGACAAGGCUGGAACGUGUGGCUAAAAGCGACCACCAGUCGGAAGACGAACAUUACUCUCUUUGAUCUCAUCGAAGGGAGUGAGUAUCGUUUUCGUGUUAAAGCGGAGAGUCCAUACGGAAUGAGCGCGCCGAGUGUUGAGUCAGCGCCGGUGAGGAUACCGGGCCGGCCAGUAGACAUGGAGUUCUUGGCUGUGGAAUCGAAGAUAAUAAAUGAGGUCCUUACACGUGAAGAUGGCAGUGCUGACACUCGCGUGUCGCCGGCACCGCGGCGUAAGCGCGCGCACACCGCGCCUACCGAAGCACAGCCUCCCGCGCGGCAACCGCGCCGCUCGCCAGCCCGGGACCCCUCUGGCAGCAGCGAAUUCAUGUUGGUACUCUACCCAGAUUCGCAAAAACAAAUGGAAAAAUCCGAAAAGAGACAAUCGAUACAACUGGAUCUGGAUGCUCUAACGCCGCCUCCACUCUCGUUCUCUGCGCCGGAGCUGAGCUCUCGCUGCAUGAUGCCAUUCAAAGCGCUCCGUAAUGCCGUCAGCUCGUCACAGCUACUGCAUGAACUAGCAAUGGCGCGUGUUCACAAAGCUGUCGCUAUGAAAGAAGAACAAAACAGAAACAAAGACGAUAGACCCCCUAAUCACAAAACUGACAUUCCGUAUAAUACUAGCUAUGAUCGCGAAAACGUGAGAAAGAAUCAAGAUAUGCCAAAAUCGCACGAAGAGAUCUCUGAAACAAAGUUCAAAAAACCAGAAAUGUUAACUAAAGAAGAAUCUGUUGACAACUCACAAUACACGCUUAGCGCGCCACAAGUUUCAGUAGAUUCUGAAACAUCUGAUCAUAAGUGGCAACACAUGUCUUUUGAUGAAGACUACACAGCUAGCACUGUUUCUUCGGAUGGGGAAUAUACAGAUGAAGGGAGUCUCGAUGGAGAGAUAGACCGACGAAGCCAAUAUUCUAACGAAGAGGAAACAUACAAUCCGAGAGACAAAAUGGCUAGGCCUUCGCCUCUUAAAGACUUCAUUGAAGAGGAAGAAGAGGAUGUGUCAGAAAACGAGCCUCUCAAACCUUUGCCACUUCCUGAUCCUAAUUUUGUUCCAAAACCUAUAUUAAAGCGGAGAGAGCCAGAACUACUGGAAAUCAAGCCAAUCCCUGCACCUGAACUUCCAAAAGUUGAAGAGAAAUCGAAACCCAAAGAAAAGCCAAAAAUUAGCGAAAAAAUAAAAAUUGGAAAAUCUGCAAUAAUAGAAAAAUCUAAUGCAACUGAAAAACUUAAAACAACAGAAAAACUUAAAGCUAUGGAAAAACCUAAGAAAGAAGAAAAGCUUACAAUAUUUAAGAAAAUCACUAAUACUAAGUUCCCUAAAUUACUUCAUAAAAAGGAAACCGAAAAAACGCCAGAAGAAAAUGUGCCCAACGAUAAUCUUAAAACAAAUAAUAAAAUUGAUAAAAUGCAGGACAAGGUAAGUGAAGAAGGAAGAACAGUGAUUGAUUAUUAUGGUAGUAUUGUAAAAGAGUACGGUAGCCAAAAGAAAUCGGCAGCACCUAUGUACCUUAAAACAGAAGACUUAAAAGCUGUUGCUGAGAAGCAGCAACUUGAAACGAAGCCUGAAAAUACUGAAGAGAACCAAGUAGCAACACCAAAGAAGAUUGUGAAUAAAACAAAUAACAGUAUGGCGACUCCUAAAAAAGGAAAAACUACAAAUUCAAUCAACAAAUCAGUUAAGACCAAGCAACCCAAUAACAGUGUUAAAAAUAUACCCGAUAAAAAAACCAAAACGACGGCUGCUACUCCUCCUGAAAAUCAAAACGAUACGCAAAAGAAAUGUACUCAACAAGUAGUUCUAAGAAAAGCUGAGCGCGCGACCAUUGUUAUACCUAUUAACUACCAAGAACUUGAAGAGAAGGCGAAGAUAAACGUAAGAUCUGCUAUUGACUACACAGUAGAUGUUUGCUUGCUUCUUUUAGCUUUUUGGGUCUAUUUCUUUAAAGAUGAGAGACUCGCCAUUCCUUUUCUCAUACUGAUCAUAUAUCGACAGUUACAAGAAACACUCCUGUUGAAUAUUCCUGAGUGGUACAAACGUUAUACACCCAGCUGGCUCAAGAAGAAGACUUCUUGA
Messenger RNA from Helicoverpa armigera (cotton bollworm), 3328 nucleotides. RefSeq names its product muscle M-line assembly protein unc-89 (gene MnM). Gene Ontology annotation, molecular function: protein binding. The record is from RefSeq and is a predicted model, not a curated record. Bases 131 to 3328 code for a protein of 1065 amino acids. The transcript has 3 exons. Lineage: Eukaryota; Metazoa; Arthropoda; Insecta; Lepidoptera; Noctuidae.